UAUGAAAGCUUCUUUAUGGGGUUUUGUUUUGUUUGUACAUUAGGUGUGAUUCCUCCUGAUGAAUAUUACUUUACUGUUGACAACUCAGUGUUCACCAAUGCUGUCGCCCAAAGCAGUCUUCGGUUUGCCGUGGAGUUGUGUGUCCUGUUAGCGCGGACGCCUCCUCCCGCGUGGCAGGACGUUGCUGAUAAGAUCAAGAUUCCCUUUGACCCAGAACUGAAGUAUCACCCAGAGUUUGACGGCUACACGCAGGGAAGUCGAGUCAAGCAGGCGGACGUGGUGUUGCUGGGAUACCCGCUGACCCUCCCCAUGACCCCCGAGGUCAGACGCAACGAUCUGGACGCAUACGAGGCCGUCACAGAUCCACUCGGGCCGGCCAUGACAUGGGGCAUGUUUGCUUUAGGUUGGCUUGAACUUGGAGAGGCUGAAAAAGCCCAAAAGCUUCUGCAGAAAUGCUUCAAAAAUAUCCAGAAACCCUUUCAGGUGUGGAGCGAGUCGGCGGAUGGCUCUGGGUGUGUGAACUUCCUCACCGGGAUGGGCGGCUUCCUGCAGGCGCUGCUGUUUGGCUACACUGGCUUCAGAGUGCAGAAGGAGCAUCUUGCCUUUGCUCCGCUGCUCCCACCGGGCAUCGAUGCUCUCCGCGUGAGAGGUGUGAGUUAUCUCGGCAACAAGAUGGAUUGGUUGGUAAAGAGUGCGGAGGUGAGUGUUUCAGUGAGGAAGUCUGGGAAUAAGGAGCCGUUCGCUCUUGAACUGGUCCUGAAUACUGGAACUGCAAUCCCACUUAUUCCAGGAGAAACAGUGACGUUUCCACGGCAGCCCGGUCAGAUCCGUAAAGUGAAUCCCGGUUUUUACUGCUGGCCGGUCGGAUGAUCCAUGUCGCAAACGGUUGUCUGAUGGUGUUUGGAUUAUAAAAAGGUUUUCAUACCAAAACAUGAAUAAAACAUUUGUGGGCCAUUUGUGUGACAUUUGCUUGUUGUAACUCUUCAAAAAUAAACUUUAUUUUUGACCUUUUUCAAGAUUGAAUCUAAUACUACACAUAUUUAACUAUUCAGAAUGUCUAUUGGUCAAUCUCAGGCAACUUUAUUAAUUUUUUUACAAGGUUUAAGCAGAAGAUGGACGCAUGUUUUCUCAAUCCUACCGAAAA
Molecule: messenger RNA, 1144 nt
Organism: Pimephales promelas (fathead minnow)
Lineage: Eukaryota; Metazoa; Chordata; Actinopteri; Cypriniformes; Leuciscidae
Source: RefSeq, a predicted model, not a curated record